AUGAACGCAGCACCAGUUUCAUCGAUGGCGCAACCUACCCCUUUGUAUGACCUCGUUUGCAUUGGCUUCGGGGCAGCGCAGCUGGCUACGGCUAUUGCGAAUAGCGAGUCUCGAGCACCGUUGAAAGUGCUUUUCAUCGAAAAGAAGCCGUCAUUCUCAUGGGGCUCGACUUCAAAUUUAUCAAGGACACGAAUGGAAAGCCCAUUCAUGUACGACCUGGCAACACUUCGGAAUCCGAGAACAGCCUUUAGCUACGUCAACUACCUUCUAAAUCGCAAGCGGCUUAUCGAGUUUGCAAACUCCGACCGUCUCAAUCCUUUGAGAGAGGAAUUUGCCGACUACAUGAAGUGGAGUGCUGAGCAUUUCAAGAACGACGUACGAUAUGGUAGCGAAGUUGUCGGGGUAGCCCCAGAAGUCGAAAGAGAUGUUGUACAAGGCUGGAAGGUAGCCGUCAAAGAUAAUACUGGAAAAACAUGGGUGGUGCGAGCGAGGAGCGUUGUUGCACCGUCUCCGUCCCGGACCAGUGGACCAACCGCACAAUCACUACCGACAACAAACUUCUUAGCGGGCCAGCGUAUCAUCUCCAUGGACGAUUAUCCUUCACGAAGAAACGAGCUGCGAGGUGCCAAUGAGCCACGACUCAACGUAUCCGUAGUCGGCUCUGGCGAGAAUAUGGUAGAAAUCGUAGAUGAUCUACUAUCUUGUCCUCGCCUGGGCAACAUUACAGUAGUUACGGAAAGCGAUUCGCUUGCUCCGUUGAGGAUUCUGGACGAUGCAAAGCCUCCACAACCCCAGCUGUGCUCGAUCUGGGCGAAGCCGACAAGCUGUCAGACGCCGUCUGUCACGGAAGCACCAGAGCACAUUCAGAGAGUUUACAUGCGUGCCUACGAGAAGCAAGUCCAAUCCAAGGGCGAGUUCAGACUCCGCGUCAUUAUCGGAAAAGACUCCUCUGCUGCAUGCUCGGGCUCCAAUGUCAUCAUCAGAGACACGGCGACAAGUCCCUUUUCAAACUCUACCCUGUUCCAGAGCGUGGAUUCGAUCAUCCUAGGCUGUCGGCCCAAGGGAGAAAGCCUGGAAGAGGUGCAGUUCAAGCGCGGCGCUAUUGCAGAGGGUUGUCGGCUGUGGUUGGUGUCCUCAAAGUCCGAUGGAGGGCGGACACUGGCCAAGGACGUAGCGUUGAUGGCUGGAGAAAUUGUGCGCCAGGCAUCCAAAGGGUCCAAGGAGGUAGGGGAUGGUGCUGCAUCGGUCCAAGUGCAAGCAAGGAUAUAG
Messenger RNA from Bipolaris zeicola 26-R-13, 1269 nucleotides. RefSeq lists its product as uncharacterized. NCBI's taxonomy places the organism in Eukaryota, Fungi, Ascomycota, Dothideomycetes, Pleosporales, Pleosporaceae. The transcript has a single exon. Gene Ontology annotation, biological process: intracellular iron ion homeostasis. Bases 1 to 1269 code for a protein of 422 amino acids. The record is from RefSeq and is a predicted model, not a curated record.